Gracilinanus agilis (Agile Gracile Mouse Opossum) is the source of this 1932-nucleotide messenger RNA. Its product is annotated as sodium-dependent phosphate transport protein 2B-like. Bases 1 to 1932 code for a protein of 643 amino acids. Gene Ontology annotation, cellular component: brush border; apical plasma membrane; vesicle. The record is from RefSeq and is a predicted model, not a curated record. Lineage: Eukaryota; Metazoa; Chordata; Mammalia; Didelphimorphia; Didelphidae. The transcript has 11 exons. Gene Ontology annotation, molecular function: sodium:phosphate symporter activity. Gene Ontology annotation, biological process: intracellular phosphate ion homeostasis; sodium-dependent phosphate transport.
AUGAUAAAAGGCAAUUUAGACAAUGAAACAAUAUCAAUAUUUAACAUAUCUGCACAAAAUGUCAAAGCAUCCAGGUUCCUAAAGGAUAAGUUACAUGAGUUACAGGAGGAAAAAGAUAACAAAAUGCUACUAUUCCUUUUGCAUCUAUUAUUUUUUUCAGAGACUAAGUUCAUAAAGAAAAUAAUUUGUAUUUUCUUCCGAGUCAUCAUAAAAGUGAUUUUCCUCCUGGUAUUUUUCUUCUUUUUUGGCUGCUCCUUGGAUAUUCUCGGCAGUUCCUUCCAGCUGCUUGGAGGAAAAUUGACUGGACUACUUUUCUUUGACGGUUCAAUACUUUACAACCCUGUGGCUGCCUUGAUGGUGAGUGUGCUGGUGACUGUUUUGAUGCAGAGUUCCAGCAUAUCUGCAUCCAUCAUCGUCAGCAUGGUGUCAUCUUCAGUUUUGACAGUACAGGCAGCAAUUCCUAUGAUAAUGGGAUCCAAUAUUGGGACUACAAUCACCAGUACAUUGGUGGCUCUCGUGUAUGCUGGAGACAGGGAUGAAUUUGGAAGGGUUUUUGCAGGCGCUGCUAUCCAUGCUUUUUUUAAUUGGUUGUCAGUGCUGGUGCUACUGCCUGUGGAGUUGAUCACAGGCUUCCUCAACCGCAUCUCCUAUAAAUUAACAACAUCCAUUAAAAUCGAGAGUGAAGAUGAUGCCCUUGCAGUCUUGAAAGGCUUCAUACGUUCCAUAACAGCAUUUAUCAUCCAGCUGGAUAAAAAAGUCUUCACUGAAAUUGCUUCAGGAUAUGAAGGAGCAAAAAACAAGAGGCUAACAAAGAUUUGGUGUAAAACUUUUGAAAAUGUGACUUUUAGCAACGUUUCCGUUUCCUCACCAGAAAACUGUACCUCUCUCAGUCUCUGCUGGACUGAAGGGAAUAUGACCUGGACCCUCAUCAGAAUAACAUAUAAACAGAACAUUACAAAAUGCAAACACUUAUUUGUGAACACCAGCCUCUCUGACUCGGUCAUCGGAUUCAUUCUUCUACCUCUCUCCUUGUUAGUCUUGUGCACUUGUCUGAUGAUGUUUGUCAGGAUCUUGAACUCUGAGCUCAAGGGACCAGUUGCUGCAGUGCUUAAGAAGUACAUCAACUCAGAUUUCCCCUUCCCAUUUACCUGGCUUGCAGGAUACAUUGCCAUUCUUGUUGGAGCCCUGAUGACCUUUCUUGUGCAGAGUAGUUCCGUGUUCACCACUAUAAUGACUCCUCUAAUUGGCAUCGGUGUGAUCACCCUUGAAAGAGCUUAUACUUUAAUCUUGGGCUCCAACAUUGGCACCACCACCACUGCCAUCUUGGCUGCAUUAGCUAGUCCUGGAAAAACUUUUCGAAAGUCACUCCAGAUUGCCCUGUGCCAUUUCUUCUUCAACCUCACCGGGAUCCUUCUGUGGUACCCAGUCCCAUUCAUAAGACUGCCUCUCCUUUUUGCCAGGCACUUAGGGAUUAUUACAGCCACCUACCGUUGGUUUGCCAUCGUCUACUUGAUCGUCUGCUUUUUCCUGGGCCCGUUGCUGGUGUUUUGCUUUUCCAUUGCUAGUAGGAGAGUGUUGAUAAUUGUAGGACUACCCCUAUUUUUUUUGCCCUUCGUGUUAGUAUACCUGCAAGCCUUCAAUGUUCUUCACCCUUUACCUUUGUGGAUGACAUCCUUGAAACCCUGGGAUGAUCUAAUAACUUGCAUCAUGAACCAGUGCAGGCAGUGUGGUGAAAAUUUAUCACACCAAUGCAAAAACUCCAAGCUAAAUAGGUUUGCCACUCCCACAAUAAGGCCAGACCCUGGUCCAGAUCAGAACCAGAAACCCGGAGCCAUGGGAGAUAGCCUUUUUCAUGCCAAGAAAUCUGAUAACACAAUGACAGAAAAGAUAAUCAACAAAGGGGCAGUUCUUAAUGAUGCAAGUGCUUAUUAA